CGGUCUUGCCGCCCCCCAUGGAAGAGGCUUGGAAGAGAGACCUUUCGCCCGAGCGAAUUGCCUACCUUGCGCAGUCCCGCAUUCCGGGCAUCAUUGCGUGCAAUGUAAUCUUACUCGUGUUUGCAACGGCUGGACUGCUGGUGCGGUUGUUUGUUCGUCUUCGGUACCUUACGGGGAUCAACUUAGAUGAUGUGCUGUGCAUAACUAGUUGGGUAUUUACCUUCGCCUUAUGCUUUACAACAAUGUGGAUGACCCGAUACGGUUUCGGGAAGCACAUUGGCACGGUGUCAAGCUUCAGCGACCGGGCCAUGUUUUUGAAGCUCGACUUCGUCACCAUGCUCACCUACGUCCUCGCCCUCGGCGCCAUCAAGAUCUCCUUCUGUGUCCUCUAUCUCCAGAUUUUUCCCGGCAAGAAGUUCCGAAUUGCCUGCUGGUGCCUGCUGGCGAUCCUGCUUGGCGAGACCAUCGCUGAGACCUUUGUCGUGAUCUUUCAGUGCAUCCCCGUGCACAAGGCAUGGGAUGCCACAGGCCUCGUUGAGGGCUGGUGUGUGGACAUGACGGCGCUGUACUACUCGAAUUUCGCCAUCAAGCUGGCCACGGACCUGGCCAUUUUCAUCAUGCCGAUCCCCAAGUUGUGGCAAUUGAAGAUGACCAAGGGCAAACGCAUGGGGUUGGUGGUGAUGUUCAGUCUUGGUCUUUUGGUAUGCGUCACGAGCAUCAUCCGGGUCUCCUACAUGAACUCCUUUGCGGUGGAUCACACCUGGUCAAUGGUCAACACCGAGCUUUGGUCCUGCGUCGAGGUCGCCGUCGCUAUCUUCAUCGCCUGCAUCCCCAGCUUCAAGACCCUCAUCACGCAUCGGUUCCCCGUUCUGCAGCGCCUCCUCGGCCUUUCGAGCGACAGCGACUCGGCCGGUCCGUCUAAAAUGUACGGUACCUCGUCGCGGCGCACCUACCACGGCCCCUCGAUGAGCAUCAAGCUUAACCCAGUGCACGGCCACAGCAGUAGCAGCAGCCGCGCGGACGCCGAGACCGCCAACGAGUCGCAGGAGCGCAUUAUGUUUCCCGAGGGAAUCCACGUGGUGACAAAAGUCAGUGUCAAUGAGACGGUCUGA
Molecule: messenger RNA, 1112 nt
Organism: Aspergillus saccharolyticus JOP 1030-1
Lineage: Eukaryota; Fungi; Ascomycota; Eurotiomycetes; Eurotiales; Aspergillaceae
Exons: 6
Coding region: 18-1112 (364 amino acids)
Source: RefSeq, a predicted model, not a curated record